GCCGUUAAUAUUAAAAGCCACACAUAAACCCACCCCAUCACAAGACUCUUCUAUCUUCUUCAUUUCCCUGCGACCCUUGCUUCCUCAGUCUAUCAUGGAGAAGGCAGUCCUGCUGCGUUCUACUACGCCACUCUUCUGCUCCAGAAUCUUUGCUCGCUCUUACCAUGAAAUUGUACGAUUUAGUUCACUCUCCCCCAAGCGCCACCGUCUUCUCCAUUGCGUCCAGCGCUGUCGCCGCUCAUCGCUCUUUGCAAGCCACUUCCGGCUGAACCCCACCUUCACCUCCCAUUCUCAGCUCUUCAGAAGGCAAUUUUCUUCUCUUUCCGUCCAAGCCACAACCACUUCCUCGCCGCAUCUGUCUCCAGAAGCUGUUGGGGCUGCUUCUGAAGAUGCCCAGAAGCUGGGGUUCGAGGAAGUUUGUGAGCAGUUUAUUGAUGAGUGUAAGUCCAAAGCUGUUUUGUAUAAGCACAAGAAGACAGGCGCAGAAAUUAUGUCUGUUUCCAAUGAUGAUGAGAAUAAAGUAUUUGGCAUUGUUUUCCGAACUCCUCCGAAAGAUUCAACUGGAAUUCCUCAUAUAUUGGAACAUAGUGUACUGUGCGGUUCAAGAAAGUAUCCCUUAAAAGAGCCCUUUGUUGAACUAUUGAAGGGAAGUUUACACACUUUUCUCAAUGCAUUCACCUAUCCUGAUAGGACUUGCUAUCCUGUUGCUUCAACAAAUACCAAGGAUUUCUAUAACUUGGUAGAUGUGUACUUAGAUGCUGUGUUUUUCCCCAAAUGUGUGGAGGACUUCCAAACAUUUCAACAAGAGGGUUGGCACUAUGAGCUGAAUGAUCCUUCAGAAAACAUAACUUAUAAAGGAGUUGUUUUCAAUGAAAUGAAAGGGGUUUAUUCACAGCCUGAUAGUCUAAUGGGCAGGGCGUCCCAACAAGCUCUUUUUCCAGACAAUACAUAUGGAGUCGAUAGUGGUGGGGACCCACAGGUCAUUCCUAAGCUAACUUUUGAGGAAUUUAAGGACUUCCACCGCAAAUAUUACCAUCCUAGCAAUGCCAGAAUCUGGUUUUACGGCGAUGAUGAUCCUACUGAGCGUUUGCGCAUCUUAAGUGGAUAUUUGGACAUGUUUGAUUCUAGUUCAGCACCCCUAGAGUCUAAAAUUCAAAUACAGAAGCUAUUUUCUGAGCCAGUCAGGGUUGUUGAAAAAUAUCCUGCUGGUGAGGGUGGCGACCUCAAGAAAAAGCACAUGGUUUGCAUUAAUUGGCUACUUUCGGAGAAGCCCCUGGAUUUAGAAACUGAGCUUGCUUUGGGUUUCUUGGAUCACUUACUGUUAGGAACUCCUGCUUCUCCUUUAAGAAAAAUCUUGUUGGAAAGUGGUUUAGGUGAUGCCAUUGUUGGGGGUGGGGUAGAAGAUGAGCUCCUUCAGCCUCAAUUUAGCAUUGGUUUGAAGGGUGUGUUGGAAGAAAACAUACAGAAAGUAGAAGAGUUGGUUAUGACCACCUUAAAAAAUUUGGCAGAAGAAGGGUUUGAUUCUGAUGCUGUGGAGGCUUCAAUGAAUACGAUUGAGUUCUCUCUUAGGGAGAACAACACUGGCUCGUUCCCUCGUGGGCUAGCAUUGAUGCUUCGCUCAAUAGGGAAAUGGGUUUAUGACAUGGAUCCUUUUGAACCACUGAAGUAUAAGAUACCUCUCGCGGACCUGAGAGCCCGAAUAGCCACAGAAGGCUCCAAAGCUGUUUUUGCUCCUCUAAUAGAACAAUUCAUUUUGACUAACCCACACCGUGUGACGGUUGAGAUGCAUCCCGAUCCUGAGAAGGCUUCAAGUGAUGAAGCAAUUGAAAAAGAAGUUUUGAAUAAAGUGAAAUCAAGCAUGACAGAGGAGGACCUUGCUGAGUUGGCACGGUCUACAAAUGAGCUACGGUUGAAGCAAGAAACACCUGAUCCACCAGAAGCCCUGAAAUCUGUACCAAGUCUUUCUUUACAAGAUAUUCCCAAAAAACCUGUACACGUUCCGAUUGAGGUUGGUGAUAUCAAUGGAAUAAAAGUUUUGCGGCAUGACCUUUUUACAAAUGAUAUCCUUUAUGCUGAAGUUGUUUUCAAUAUGAGCUUGUUGAAGCCAGAGCUUGUUCCGUUGCUUCCACUUUUCUGUCAGUCACUUCUGGAAAUGGGAACAAAGGACUUGGACUUUGUUCAGCUGAACCAGCUGAUUGGAAGAAAAACCGGAGGAAUUUCAGUGUACCCUUUUACCUCAUCAGUGCGGGGCACAGAGGAUCCAUGUAGCCGUAUGAUCGUUCGAGGCAAAGCCAUGUCGGGGAAAACUGAAGAUCUAUUCAACUUGAUCAACACUAUCGUUCAAGAUGUCCAACUCACCAACCAAAAACGAUUCAAGCAAUUUGUUUGUCAAAGCAAAGCUAAAAUGGAGAAUCGACUAAGGGGCAGUGGGCAUAGCAUUGCAGCUGCUCGGAUGGAUGCAAAGCUUAAUGCUGCAGGGUGGUUAUCUGAACAAAUGGGUGGCUUCAGUAAAUUGGAAUAUCUGAGAACCCUUGAAGAGAAGGUUGAGAACAAUUGGCCAGAAAUUUCGUCAUCUCUUGAAGAGAUACGUAGAUCUGUAUUUUCAAAAGAUGGGUGCCUGGUUAACCUAACAGCUGACCAGAAAAAUCUAAUGACCGCUGAGAAACAUGUUAGCUCAUUCCUUGAUUUGCUUCCUAAUAAUAAUUCUCUAAAAGAACCUACUGCAUGGAGUGGACGACUCUCGCCUGAAAAUGAAGCUAUAGUUGUCCCUACACAAGUAAAUUAUGUUGGGAAAGCGGCAAAUCUAUAUGGAGCAGGUUAUGAACUAAAAGGAAGUGCAUAUGUUAUUUCAAAGCACAUAAGCAAUACAUGGCUAUGGGAUCGUGUACGAGUCAGUGGUGGAGCUUAUGGAGGGUUUUGUGAUUUUGACACCCACUCUGGCGUUUUCUCAUUUUUGUCUUAUCGGGAUCCAAAUUUGAUGAAAACACUUAAUGUGUAUGAUGGAACAAGUGAUUUUCUGAAAGAACUUGAAAUGGAUGAUGAUGCUCUCACGAAAGCAAUUAUUGGUACAAUUGGGGAUGUUGAUGCAUACCAGCUGCCUGAUGCAAAAGGAUAUACUAGUUUACUUCGAUACUUAUUGGGUGUUACUCCAGAAGAAAGAGAAAUGAGACGUGAAGAAAUAUUAUCCACAAGGUUGUCCGAUUUCAAGGAAUUUGCAGAUGCUAUACAAACAGUUAAAGAUAAAGGGGUUGUGGUUGCAGUGGCAUCACCAGUGGAUGUUGAUGCUGCCAACAAGGAAUAUCCCAACUUCUUUCAUAUCAAAAGAGCACUUUGAGAGGAGCAAUCUUUUCUUUUUCUGAUUGUCUCAUCACACAGUUGGAAGGAAAUUUAUUUUACCCCACACCCAUUGCGUUAUUUACUUCUUAUAUUUCUAUAACCAAUGCGCGAUUAGGAUGAAAUAGUCAUUGAGGAUUUGAGGCGUACUUUACCCUUGUAUCAAAGGUGAUGAUUGUUUUAGUCGUUUGUCUAGAAAGCAUAAUUAAAACGCAAUGCCCUUAAACAACACAGGGAGGUAUAUGAAGUACAUAUGCUUAUACUGAGAAGUGAAUCCAUGGUGAAACUUACAGUUACCA
Cuscuta epithymum is the source of this 3632-nucleotide messenger RNA. Lineage: Eukaryota; Viridiplantae; Streptophyta; Magnoliopsida; Solanales; Convolvulaceae. The record is from the annotation of a GenBank genome assembly.